This is a messenger RNA of Trematosphaeria pertusa, 1800 nucleotides long. RefSeq lists its product as uncharacterized. Bases 1 to 1800 code for a protein of 599 amino acids. The record is from RefSeq and is a predicted model, not a curated record. The transcript has 6 exons. NCBI's taxonomy places the organism in Eukaryota, Fungi, Ascomycota, Dothideomycetes, Pleosporales, Trematosphaeriaceae.
AUGGGUUAUGACUCUGACGGAUCAGCCGGCCUCGGUUGUUUGCACUGUGAACAGGUUUCCGCAGAUGACUGUGUCGGGGCUUUACCCGUCGCUCCGGCUUUCAUCGCCUCUAGCGCCUCCUCGGCCGAUCCCGGCUCCUGCUUCCCUGUCGAGGCCUACUCCUCCGGCUCUUUCGUGAUUGCGGCAACUGCACACUACCUCACCACUAGCCUCGCGAUACGGCGUCCCAGAGGCUUCCAGAGCGUUCUCACUGAGGGACACGGCGGCAUGAAGCGUACACGCACCAGCGACACCACGUCAUCACACGACGCGACCGGCAGGACCGGGAUUCAACGGGCGGAUGAGGCAGAGGGCUCGCCUUCAGACUCUCUAAGUUCAAGCCCACAUGGGACUGACCGCAGGGGAGAUGCGUCUCCACAGCAGUCUGUCAAGGGCAGCCAGAGUUGGGAUGAUUCUGAAGAAGAGGAGAUGCCUGAGGAGACCAUUCCUGUGUUCCGGAUGCAGGAGAAUGCCGCGACGAAGAGGACAUCCAAAAAGUCCAGGCGAGUUGGUGAUCUUCCUAUUGAGCCCGACUGGAGGGGCAUGGCGGAGAAGUUCUCAGAAACUGGCUAUCUGCCAAUUACUAAUGCCGCACUGGACUAUACGUGUGAUACAGAUCAUCGUUUCGCUCAUGACCUCCGCACAGCGCGAGUGACGAAUCGUGACCGCACCUGGAGAGACAUGUCAGCAAACACUCUCAUCACGAUGCCGAAAGAGCUGGUGAAGGAGUUGAUCACCGGAUCUGGCUCGACAGAAGUGCGUUUCGCCGAAGAGGUAGAUGCGUUCAACGAGCGCGGAAGGGAGCAGGCAUGCAUAUACGCGCGGAUCCUGGUGGACAAAGACGGUUAUCCCCCUUACAUUGAAGACGUUCGCGUGCUCUUGAAGGAGCUCGAGGCCUACGUGCUGCAUGCUCGUACAGCCGAUGACCGUCACUACAAGAUUGAUACGAUGUUUGAUGAUGAUUGGUCGCAGGACCAGAGUCGGGCCGGAGACCGGAGAUACUUUUCGGAAUCGGGCUCGUUCAGGAGAAAGGUGGUCAAGGUGUUCUGCCUCGCGUUAGAGCAAGAACUGAGGGCUAAAGAUAGGAGAGGCGCCAAGGACAAGGAUUUCUUCGUGCCGUCUUUUCACUACAUCGGCUACGCCCUUAAUUCCGCGGUACGCGAAGAACAGCAUUCGUGGACUGGAAGUGCUUCGACGAACUGGCUUGGGUCCUUAGUUCUAGCCAUUAUGCGAUAUCACUUCCCCGAAGAGGAAUACGAACUCGAGUUCUUCGUCAUCUGCCUUCUCGGAUUCGAAGAGCAGGCUGCGAUUGCAGAAGUGCUCCUUGCAAUCAUUGGCCACGGGUAUUUCUGGACUGGGCUCGGCUUCAAUAUCGCCUUUUGCGGUCAGUCUGUUAACAGCAUCCAGAUGACCGCGCUCUCACAGGCGGAGAGGAAUGAGAAGUGGGACGACUGGGCACAGUAUAUUCACGACCACACCCCGUUUGCAGAGAACGGCAAGAGGGAUGAUCGCCUGACCGACGCGCUUCUGAAGAAGGAGAGGCGCGUAGUCUACGACGCGGCGCGACAGGAAGUCAUGGAUCUCAGAAGCAAGCAGGAUGAUGUCAAGGCCAAAUUCAUGGCGAUCGACUGGGAGGAUGAGGACUUCGAUGAUGAGGAGAUCGUGGAAUUGAAGGAGAAGAUCGAGCAAAAGCUCAAAGUGCUCGAGGAUUUUGAUGUCAAGCACGGCAGCAAGCUCCAUAGGGCAUCUCUAGAGCCUUAG